Messenger RNA from Sparassis crispa, 4071 nucleotides. RefSeq lists its product as hypothetical. The record is from RefSeq and is a predicted model, not a curated record. Bases 1 to 4071 code for a protein of 1356 amino acids. Gene Ontology annotation, cellular component: mitotic spindle; microtubule organizing center; cytoplasmic microtubule. The transcript has 11 exons. Lineage: Eukaryota; Fungi; Basidiomycota; Agaricomycetes; Polyporales; Sparassidaceae. Gene Ontology annotation, biological process: mitotic spindle assembly. Gene Ontology annotation, molecular function: microtubule binding.
AUGGAAGACUCCAAAGUCCAAAGUCUUAUUAACCAGUGCAAAUCUAACGACAUCGACGCAAAGGUAGAUGCACUCACAAAACUUCAGGCAGAAUUCGAGGCCGGUGCAGAGAUCCCAGACCCCGACGCGCUCAUCGCGACGCUCAAGACUUGUUUACGUACUCCCAACCAGCACCUCACCACCGCCACCCUCGCUGCGCUUCCGCCCCUCCUCCCCCUCCUUGUCGCCCACUUCCCCACUGCCCCCGGUACGGGAGCAUCCACGCCCACGUCCCCCGCCGCGUCGACCUCCUCCGCCCACCCCGCUCCGGUCGACGCGUACACGCUCCGACAGGUGCUCCUCGCAUUCCUCCCCGCAGGCGGCGUCGUCGACCGCCUCGGCGACGCUCGCGAGCGCGCGCGCGACAAGGCGCGCGAGACGCUCGUCCUCCUCGGCGGCAUGGCCUUCCGCCUCAGCGGCGGGUCGUCCGUGCACGGCAGGCAGAAGGACGGCAGGCCCGAGACGCCCCUCGCGCUCUUCGAGAAGCAUCUGCGCGAGAACGGGCUCGCGAGCAAAGUGUGGCGCGUCCGCGAGCAGGCGAUACUGACGCUGGUGCACAUCCGGCGCGCACACCACCUCUUCCCGAUCCGCCCGUACCUCUCUGCGCUCGUCGAAGCUCUCGAGGACACCGACGGGAACGUGCGCGAGUGCGCGCGGCAGUCCGUCGUGGAGCUCUUCACGGGCCCCGGCGUGACCGAUGCCGCGCGCGCGGACCUCAAGCGAGAGAUGGCGAAGAAGGGCGUCCGGAAGGCGAUCGUCGACGGCGUCCUCGCUAAGCUCCUUGUCGGCGGCGGUGGCACGAGCUCGCCCGGCACGUUGAGCGAGGCGGGCUCGGAGAACGGAGAUGCUGCGGCGGGCAGGGAGUAUGUGCCCCCGAGCAUCGCACUGAUGAACCGCAGGCCGACCGCGGGCGCAUUCACUGGCUCGAGCUCGGGCUCGGGCGCGCCGACGAGGACGGUGAGCCAGGGAACCGCAAGAGAACCGCCGAGGCCGGCGAGCAGGGCCGCUACUGUUCAGUCGCCUGUGCCUAUAGAAGGCCCGAGUGCGCCCGGAGGUACGCCGGCAGGCGGGUCUGAGGUUAGGCCCGUAUAUAUCGCUUCAAGUCGAGACUUGGAAACCGAGUUUGCUUCGAUGCUUAAGCAUUUCGAGGGAAAAGAGACAGAACACAACUGGGCGGCGCGCGAGAAGGCGAUACAGCGCGUCCGCGGUAUGCUCAAAGGUGACGUGCACGAGAGAUUUACAGACACCUUCUUGUUCGGGUUGAAGAAUGGAUUCAUCGACGCGUCCCUCAAGACGCUCGUCAGUUUGCGGACGACGGUGUCUGCGAACACUUGCUUCCUCUACUCAGAGCUCGCCAUCGCGCUCGGGACCGCGCUGGACCCGUUUUGCGAAGCGCUCCUCACCAAUCUCUUCCGCAUGUCAAGUCUGACGAAGAAGAUCACCGCACAGCAGUCUCAGGCAACGCUGUCAACCAUUGUCUCAUACACGUCGGCGCACCCACGGCUUAUCAUGCCACUGUUGUGGAACACGCUCCAGGACAAGGCGGUCCAAACGCGGGCCUACGCUACAAGUCACGUGAAGACGUAUUUGGAGGUACAUUCGACCCGUUCAAGAAACGCAAUUGAAGCCGCCGGUGGUGUCGAGGUACUGGAGAAAUGCAUUAAGAAGGCCCUCGGCGACGCGAACCCCGGCGUGCGAGACAAUGCACGCAAGUCCUUCUGGGUGUUCGAGGGUGUCUGGCAAGAAAGAGGACGGGCGAUCCUGGAUUCGCUGGACCCUGUUGCGAGGAAGCAGCUCGAGAAGGCGUGUCCUAAUCCCGAAGUCAUCGCCGCUAUCCCCGCCGUUUCGACGCCCAUAACCAAGAAGAGCAGCGUCGCUGCUGCGAUUGCAGCAAGUCGGGCCAAGGCCAAGGCUAUCGCUACGGCUCCACCGACACUGCGGCAUCAGGCGACUUCGACGUCGCAUGCCGUGCGCGCUAUGUCACCUCCCUCGAAGCGUCCUACCUCUCCGUCACUAUCGACCAGCAGUUCUACUGGCGGCGUCCGGGCGACGUCGCCCACCCCGAGAUACCCGUCCACGCAACCCCGUGCAAGGGUACCGUCUGCGACCCUCUCCCGGUCUGUCAGUUCAAGCGUCGUUUCUGCUGCCCGCUCCCGCAGUGGGCCACAACCACCCAGGUCGCCGCCAUCUCCUACGCCCGAUCCGACUUUACGCCGGCACGCCACUUCUCCGCUUGUCUCCACGUCACCGUCUUCGCCAAACGCCAACUCUGUCUUUCGGCGCGCCGUGCAGACAGCGCUGCCAGCGUCACCGCCCCGCGCGACGUUGGCCAAUGUGUCCCCGACGCCCCGGCCGCCUGUCCCACGCGUCGGACUGCAGGCAGCCGUGCCCGUGCACCGCGAAUCGCUGUCCAUAGCGGGGCUGCACCACAUGGCCGGAACGGAGGACGAGUCGCUCCUUUUGGCGACGACGAUCCCCAUCCCUGAGGACAGCGACUCCGAAAUAGACGACGAGCCGGGGCAGCAGUACCCCAUUUCUUUUUCUGCACCGUUCGAGAUGUACCCACCCGUCGCGGCGCCGCGCUCGCAGGCCGCCUCGUUCUCGCCCAGGUCGAGCAGCUCGAGGCCCGGCCCGUCGAACGCGCUGUCCACUGCGACGAGCUCCCCGCCCGCGGGCGUGCCGCAGCCGAUCGUUGAGGACGCGCUGCGUGCGCGUGCGGAGCAGGCGGAGAGUGCUGCCGAGCGGCUGCUGGAGCUCGUCGAGCCAGAAGAGGACGGCGCGCAUCCGUCACCGAUACCCCCGUCUUUACUCCUGAGAGGCAGCGAGGCGACCCCAAAGGUGAAGCCAGGCUCCAGGGCAACAACAGGCCCGACCUAUUUCAAGGUCCCGGCGACAAUGCCCAAGACGCCUGUCAACCGCCAUGAGUCCAUAAUGUGGCAGGCGGCACUGUUCCAGGACAGCCCCGCGCCGAAUGGUAAGACCGCAUCUCUGUUCGACAUUGUCGACGGCCGGGACCACGCGCGCGAGUGGUGGGGAAAGCGCAUGUCACUAGUGAGUGAUGGGUCGCCGCUUUUGUCUGUGGAGGACAGCGGUCGGGAGCUGCAAGGUUACAUCUCCGUGCUGGAACAAGGUUCGGCCGAUGUCCGCGUGCUCAAGAAGCUCGCGGGCUUGUGCACACAGAACCGAGUGGACGAGUCCAUGUCACCCGUCUUCCCGGCGUUCUCCGUCCCCGCCACUCCUACUCCCCUCGCCGGCAGUUCGCGGGCCUUACCACCUUUGACGUCCGACCUUUGGACACCGCAGAAGAACUUUGAUCGGCUGUUCAAUGCCCUGAUAAAGUUCUUAGAUCCUCGAAAGGACACAGAAGUGCUGGAGUAUGGCCUGAUCGUCCUGUGGGAGAUGCUGGAGAACCAGGCGCCACUCCUCGAGGGGCGAGAAGCGGAUAUCUUCACCACCCUACUACAAACGCGAUACUGUGCCCAGUCCAGCCUCAUGCAAGCGACAAAUAUGUUCCGCGAUGCUCUCACAAAUCGUAUUGAGCCCGUGUAUGGCUUGACGACCCUGCAUGCGAGCAUCCGCGUAUUCUGGGAGACCCCGUUCCCUGCGACAUCGAAUGUGGAGGUCAAAGAUGGCACCUACGCUUUUGGCCUGAUAGCGCUGGGUAAAUUCAUUCUGCGAUUACCGGCAGAGGUCCUGGAAGACGAAUUGCCUAGGCUACGGACGACUUUGAUUUCAGCUCUCACCGAUUCGUCGUCAGAAUCUUCUCUGAUGGUGCGAGAGGCAGCCGCAGCCUCCAUAAUCGCGGCGCAGUUGGUCCUGCGCGAUGAGACCCAUCUGUUUGCUCUCCUGGACGGAUUGCCAGACGAUAAGAAAAAUCUUCUCACCUACCUAUUUGACAAGCACGGUUCGCGGGGCUCCGUCGAAACUACCGGCCCAUCUGGAAUGGAAAAACUUGAACGGGAAAUGCGACGCUUGGAUAACCGGACGAACACUCCGCCACGGCCCACUCAGUCAGGUAUCGUUUCUAUGUAG